CCUCACCUUCCUCCUCCUCAACUCCACUGCUUAAAACAGGACUCCAGGCAGUGAUGAAAGGUCCCCCAAAGAAGAAACCAUCUCCAGAGAAGAGAAAGUCACACAGCCCUAGAAAACCAAUUGAUUCAUUGAGAGAUUCCCACUCUCUGAGCUACUUUCCAGUAGACUGGCGUCAGAUUUCCCCUCCUGCCCAACCACCCUCUACUCCAAGGGGUCGACGAAGUCAGUUUCAUACCCACAUUCUCUAUCCAGAGACAGGUCUAGGGAUAGGUCCUUGCAGAGAAACAGACAAAGCAUCAGCAGGUCUCCAGGACGAAAAUACCGACGCAAAUCUCCCAGUCCCCGAGCUCCUUGUCGCAGAACUUCAAGGUAAUGAGCAUGACUUGCUAGUUUUAGAAAUGCCUAACAAUUACUAAAGGUCCUAUUAAAUGUUAAAUGCAACUGACUUGCCUGUACUUAUUAUAGUUUUGUUAUUUCUGAAAUAGUGUGUUCCUACUCAUUUCCUAAAGGUAUGGUGACAUUGUGCUAGUGUCUUUAAUACUAAAAUCUCCAUCUUAUUGCCAAAUAUUUAUUUUAUUUCUUUAAA
This is a messenger RNA of Thamnophis sirtalis, 586 nucleotides long. Lineage: Eukaryota; Metazoa; Chordata; Lepidosauria; Squamata; Natricidae. The record is from RefSeq and is a predicted model, not a curated record.